GCCCGCUAGCCGGAGGGUGAGCGCGACUAGAAGCUAGUUUGACGGUCGAAAUCUGGCCGGGAAUCCGCGCGGAGGUUCAGCGCAGCUGCGCCUGGCAGAGAGAGAGACAGACAGAGAAGGAAAGAGAGAGCGAAUGGUGAAGACGGAGCGGCGCGGAGGACAGAGACACGACGGCUAACGAUGGUGUGAGAAGCGCUGGCAGACUGGAAUUCUCGAAGAAAGAAAAACAUAGCCAGGGAAGCUGCUGUCGCACUGUGGGAGCGUUUGGCCUCAGGUGUUUGCGAGGAGCAGUGUGUCUGAGGCUUUCCUCGCCAGUAUCUCGUGCUCUAUACAGACCUGCCCCAGAACAUCCUGCUGUGCUGAAAGGGAACACGCCUUACACGCCUGGAGGAGGUGGCCAGUAUCUUAAGCAGCAGUGAAUUGUUCCCUGGUCUGCAGCAGCUGUGGUGUUCCUAGCCAUGAGUGUGAUGGAGGACUUUCCUGUCCACUGAGUGUGCUGCUGUCAGCAUUGCAGCCAUGUCGGCUUGCAGCACCUUCACCGAGCACGUGUGGAAGCCUGGCGAAUGCAAGAACUGCUUUAAGCCCAAGAGUCUGCACCGCCUGGCUGAGGGGGACUCAAGGAAAGGUCGCCACGAGCAAGCCCCUGUCCAGCACAGCCAAACCCCCACAGGGGUCAGGACUAACAUUAACCAGCAUAGUCACUCUCCAGUGGUGGGCGGGGCUAACAUUAACACUAACAUUGCUAUCAGCACUCAGAGAAGUGGAGGCUCCCGCUCUGGUCAGUUCCGACCUCCUGUGGCAAAGAAGCCCACCAUCGCUGUGAAGCCCACCAUGAUGCUCCCAUGUUCAGGGGUGGGGCUAGACACAGAGGGGAACCCACAGAUGCCAGCAGAAGGGGCUGAGCCCGGGAAAGUUUCUGCUUUCACUGUCUGGAGUCACAAUGGCCUGAAUCGAAAGAGGCCUGCAGGACCAAACAACAAUGAAGAAGACGAAGAAGGGGGGCAGAUAGAGGGCUAUGCUUCUCUCUGUCCACCUAGCAGCAGCAGUAACAACAACAAUGGCCUCACAGAUGUGCUGAAGGAGAUAGCCGGUCUAGGCCCGAGCCCAAGCUCUAGCAGAGAUGACUUUUUGGGCCGUAUCAGCUGCUCGUACAGGCGCUCGCUUGAGAGAGGCCUGCCUGCAGCCGGCUGCUUAGCCAUGGGUAGCAGUGGCAGAGCGGCCAAACAUGUCUCUCUCAGUGACAGCGCUGAGAUCAUCAGCUCGGAGGGGGGUCGCUUCUGCUACCCAGAAUUUUCCAGUGAAGGAGAGGAUGAUGAGGAAGGAGCUGAGCUGAGUGAGGGGGAUGAUGAUGAUGAUGAGGAUGAGGAUGAUGAUGGUGAGCAUGAGAGCUGGGAUGAGAGUGAUGAAGAGCUUUUGGCCAUGGAGAUUAGGAUGCGAGGACAGCCGCGCUUUGCUAAUUUCCGCGCUGCAACCCUGUCUCCUGUUCCCUUCGCAGCUGGUAAGAAAUGGAACACUGUCCCGCUGCGGAACCGCUCACUGCAGAGGAUCUGUGCAGUCGACUACGAUGAUAGUUACGAUGAGAUUUUGAAUGGGUAUCCUUCAGUGGACUCCAACGGAGCACCUGGCCUGCUCUCGUAUGGCAGCGACCCUCAAGGUAGUGGCUUCCUGUCCAAUUCAGAGUCCACCACUUCCCCAGAAUUCUCUUCUUCUCUCCCUGAUGACUCCUGUACAUCCAGCAGUGGCAGCAGUGCCCCCUGUGGCCAACGGAAUGGACUGCACUUGGCUUCAGCCAGUAAGGAGCUCACACACCAAGGAGACCCAGUGGGACGAGCACUGACUUCGCCUAAAGCCACUGAGACUCACAAAGCUGUUCUGGCCAUCCGACUACAAGAACAAGACACCAGUCAGAGAGAAGGUGGGCCUCUUCCACAGGCUCUCCCUGGUCAGCCAAUCACAAUCAGCUUCAGCCCUACAGAGGAGCAGGCUAAGCCCUACAGAGUCGUGAGUUUAGAGAAGACUCCCAUCUGUAAGCCAUACACUGUUGUAGACGUGUCUGCAUCUAUGGCCACCACUGAGGAGCGAGCUUCUGAGAGUGCUGCCAAGUCCAAGAGUCCAAACCCUGCAUUUGGUCCACCACCUUACCCUGGGGCCUCCAAAAAUGUUCCCCUAUGUGCUGGCUCUCCUUUUUCCCCAAAAUCACCCUUAUCACCCAAAUUACCUCUUACUCCUAAGUCUGUAGCAGUAUCGCCAACUUCUCCAUUCACUCCGGUUUCACCUUCAGUCCAGGUCUCUCCUAGCACUGCUGUUGCACCCAGCCCUUCCUCCAAGAAGCCUGGGAACAUUCGCUACCAGGAGGUGUGGACAUCUAGUACCAGCCCUAGGCAGAAAAUCCCUAAAGUUGAAUUGCUGAGUGGAGGGACAUCUGGACCAUCAGUCCCUCCUAGACACAGCAACCAUAAAUCAGCUCCCACCUCCCCCGUUGCCGGCCUUUCCUCAUCUCGCACUGUACCUGUCAAGUCACCCAACUUGUCUGAGAUCAAGUUCAACAGUUACAAUAACGCAGGUAUGCCCCCAUUUCCCAUCAUCAUCAGAGAUGAGCCUGCAUAUGCACGCAGUUCAAAGAAUGCUGUGAAAGUGCCCAUUGUAAUCAACCCCAGUGCAUAUGAUAAUCUGGCUGUGUAUAAGAGCUUCCUAGGCCUGAGCGGGGAGCCACCCCAGCACAAGCCUGGAGCCGGUAGUCGUGUGACUAGCCACACAUAUGAAGAGAUUGGUUCAUCUGAGAGCACACAGCCCUCUCCAACAGAACAAAUGCCCAGUGCCAGAAAACCUGCCUCAGCCACUACUGAGGAAGAGAGAGACACCACAAGGGUAGUAGAGGCUCCUCAUGAUGACAAAGCCAAAAGUACCACUGAGUCCAAUGUAGUAUCAACCAACUUCUCAGUUACUUUCUCCACUCCCAGGACCAACAUUACGCCUACUGUCAGCCCUCUCUCUGGCAGCCUGACCAAGAGCAGCUCUGCCACAGCCAACCUCAGCCGCAGCCGUAACCCCAGCGGUGAGCCGCCAGUAGGCAGCAGCGAGUGCCAGUCCUCCUCCACCAGUGGUUCAGGGCACAGGGAGAAGGCCAGCAUGGUGCUCUCUCAGAUAGUAGCCUCUAUCCAACCCCCACAGUCACCACCAGAGUCGCCCACCGCUCAAGGUAAAACCUGUAGCGCCGAGGAGCUGUACUCUCUCCCUCCUGACGCCACUAAGGGAACUCUCAGCAGGCCCAAGUCCCUUCACUGCCCUGCAGACAGUGGCCUGUCAAAGUCCCGUAAAGAAACACCAUCCAAGCUUCUCCCCAAGUCUCAGAGUGCCUCGGCAGCCGAAGCUCCCACAAGUCCCAAACCUGAGCCUGGUGCCCCGUUUCCCCCACCUAGAUCCACCUCCUCCCCCUAUCAUGCUACCAACCUGCUUCAGAGGCACUUCAGCAAUUGGACCAGGCCAACAGGCUCCAGGCCCAGCGAUGGGGAGGUCAGCCCUGGAACAGAGGGCAGGCGCUCAUCCGACAGCAACAAGCCCAAACGCUGGAUCUCCUUCAAGAGCUUCUUCCGCCGGCGGAAAGAUGAGGACGAGCAGAAGGAGAAAGCGGAGAGAGAGAAGGAAAAAGGGAAGCUAGUUGGUUUGGAUGGGACUGUGAUCACCAUGCUUCCUCCUCCACCUAUCCAGAGGCAGCACUGGUUCUCAGAGUCAAAAACGGAUGAUCCCACCCAGAAACCCACCAUCAUAUUCACCUAUAAGCCUGAUAGUGGGGCAGGAGGAGAUGGGGAGGGAGAGCUGAGGGUGGAGGAGUGUAAUGCAUCAACAGUGACCAGUCUGAACCAAUCAAGUGCCCCCAAGAGCAGAGCCAGCCUCCUUAUCAGCAAAGUCAUGAGUCAAAUGCCAGUUGAGGGUCCGGACAAGGAGAUGCCCGCUGCCACCUCUUUGCCCGCCAAGCUGGAGCUAUCGCCUGUGUGUGAGGCAGCCAGCCCUUCUACUCAGCCUGCUGCUCCUCCCCUCUCACACAGCGAGGGCAGCGCCAGCCUGGGGGAGCCAGAGGAGGACGAGGGCACACAUACUCACUCUCACUCUCACUCACCUGCUUCCAGCUCCUGCAGUGCCACCUACACCAACCUGGGUCAGUCCAGGGCCAGUAUGAUUCCCCUGAAGCAUCCCAGGCACCCUAAAGCCUCUGAUGACACUCUGCACUCUGAGCCUGAGGGUUCUGAUCCUGGCUCUAAAGCCACUCCUCCUCCACUACCUAAGAAAGCCGUUCCUCGAGCCCAUACAGAGCCAUCUCUGUCCAGAGAGUCUGCAGCUCCACGGCCGCGUGGCGAGGCCAAGCCAGGCGGCACCAGUCUGAGUGUAGCCAAUCCGCUGUACGACCUAGACUCCACCUGGGAGACAGCCAGUCAGAGCUCCUCCCUCAGCUCCGAUGCCCGGCAGCUUGAUGAGUCCGGAGAUUCUCUGGAGCGACCCACAGGGGGGCGAAGUCUGUCGUGUCUUACCAACAGUGGCUCAGCACAAGGUCGGGAGAGGAAGGCCAGCGAGCGCAGGGGCUGCCGCAGCACAGAGAGCCUGACAGCCAGAGGGCGCUCAUCUGGCAGGGGCAGAGAUGGCGGCAGUAAGCCCCAGAGGCAGGCUCUCUAUAAAGGCAUAGAUAGCUGGGAGGAGGUGGUGGGCCGCAUCCGCAGCCUCCACACAGAAACCCUCUGUAAACUGGCCAGCCGCUGCGAGGAUCGCUUCAUGGCCGGCCAGAAGGACCAUUUACGCUUUGGUACGGACAGUUGGUCACACUUCCGGCUGACCACAGGCAAGCCCUGCUGCGAGGCAGGAGACGCUGUCUACUAUACUGCUGCUUACGCAAAGGACCCACUCGUCAACUACGCCGUUAAGAUCUGCAGGUACAAGGUAAAGGAGACGCAGCAGCAGUUUUUCCAUAGCCUGGCUGUGCGUCAGAGCCUGCCCGUGCACUUCAACAUCCAGCAGGACUGUGGCCACUUCCUGGCAGAUGUGCCUGCCCGCCUGCUACCCUGGGAGGAGGCGGAGAGUGAUGAAGAGAAGGAAGAGAAAGGAGAGAAGGGAGAGAAGAAGAGCGAGGGAGGGGAGGAGGAAUGGAAGGUAGGGCGGAGCGAGGAGGAGGCACUGGUGGAUACGAAACUACGCAGCCGCGUGGUGGUGAUCACACGCGAAGUGCCCUUCCAGACAGUGGCUGACUUUGUUCGUGAUGGAGUGGGGCGGCAUGCCCGUAACCCAGAGCUGUAUGAGCGGCAGGUGUGCCUGCUGCUACUGCAGCUGUGCGCCGGCCUGGAGCACAUGAAGCCUUAUCACGUGACUCACUGCGACCUGCGCCUGGAGAAUCUGCUGCUGGUGCACUGCCAGCCAGGCAACCCCUGGAACCUGGACCUGCUGGAGCCCAACAACAACAACAGCGCUACCGCCUCAGCUUCGUCUUCUGCCUGCCCCGCCCGCCUCAUCAUCAGCAAUUUCUCACAGGCCAAGCAGAAGAGCUCGCUGGCCGAGGAGCCGUCCGUAGUGCUGAAGGACCGCUCACGGCUUGCUCCCGAGCUGCUGAGUGCCACCCAGUACCGCAAGUGUGACGAGUUUCAGACGGGCAUCCUCGUAUAUGAGAUGCUUCAUCGACCUAAUCCGUUCGAGGAGGCGCCGGGGCUGAAGGAGCGAGAGUACGCGCGUUCAGACCUGCCGCAGUUACCUACACGCUCCCUGUACUCGCAGGGCCUCCACCGUUUGGCCUACCUGCUGCUAGAUGCCAACCCAUCUGAGCGCAUCAGCAUGGCCGACGCCCGCGCUUGCCUGCAAUGUCUACUGUGGGGGCCAAGGGAGGACCUCUUUCACACGCUGGGAACUGGUGCCACACCAGCUCAGCGGCAGACCACGCUGCAGAACUGGCUGGACCUGAAGCGCACACUGAUGAUGAUCAAGUUUGCAGAGCGCUCACUGGACUCGGGCUGCGGCGUCAGCCUGGAGGAUUGGCUCUGCUGCCAGUAUCUGGCCUUCGCCAGCACAGACUCCGUUGACAGGGUUAUCCGCAUCCUGCAGGAACCACAGGGACAGCUGCUCUGAGCUCUCUUGCUCAUGCUCAGAUUCAUUUGGAUAGGUGGUUUUGGAUUAGCUCUGGUCAAGCAUUGUUUGGUGUUUUUCUUGCUUUAACACAGUGGCUCUUAACUCCAGUCAUGGGGACCCAGUGUUCUACAUACGUUCAGUUACUUUUUGCUAGAGCUGGGCCUACACUACACAACUUUUAAAAUACUUACAGAUUUACUCACAAACAUUUUCACAGAAUGACACACGUUUUUCACAGAAUGUCUUAUAAUUUUGUGGUGAGGGUGCGCACAGUAGAUAGGUCUUAUUGGUAAAACAAGACAAAAAGUGGAUAUCACACUCAUAAUCAGCUACGAAAAAGCACUCAAAAUCCCAGAUCUUGCCCUAGAAAAGUAGCUUGAAUUUGUAAAUGGAGAGCCUUGACGUCUGGGUCCAUAUAUUGUAAAAGUUUAUAAAAGCUCAUAUUUCUCUCUUUGAGCUUUCUCAUUUGCUGUUGUCUGAAUCAGUUGUUAGUUAGGUAGCUGACCAGCUCAAACCACACAGGACCUGACUGUGAACGUUUUAAUCAUAAAAAUCUAAUGUGUUGAAAAAUAUUGGAAUGUCCCCAAUCACUCCAGAGUUACAGAAGUCAAAGAUUCACAUCAGAAGUCAAAGAUUCAGUCAUUUCUCCUCUCACACAUCGCCACCGUUAUCCACUUCUAGCUGAGCUUCUGACCUGGGAAAUCGUUUUAAAUAUCAAAAAUUUGUGGGAAGGAGCAAAUCAAGGUUGCAAUACAUAUCACAGGAUUUUGCCCUUAUAAGUCAGAGUCAGGCCUGUCAUAGACUGCUGUACUUAACAAUAACUGCAAUUAACAGUUUGUAUUUUUUCCAACUAUUAAAAUACAAACCUAAAGUGGUCAAAUUACCUAUCUUGCUUCUUAGCUGAGUAGCACUGACCAACACAGCUCAAGCUUAAAUAAAUAAAAAUUACUUCUGGCUGCCCUUCAACCAUGGCAUCAGUCAAAGGUAGGCCUGUCUGUCUGUUUGUUACUACAGAAAUAUAUUGUGAAAAUUAUCUACUGUAGAAAAAAUUGCAGUCAGCUUAAAUAAAUGCGUUCAGCUCAAAUAAUUGCAAUCAGUUGGUUAAGUAGCAAUUGUGUCAGGCUUAAUCAUAGCAGAUGCAAUUCACAUACACGUACAUACAGGACUCCCACAGUAUAAAAAUGUAUAGUAAUUUAUCAUGGUAAUGAUAUCAUAUUGCCACCGCUGUUCCCUUCCCUCCCUGUCAGGAGGGGUUGAUAAGUAGCUGAUGAGUGGCUCAGUUGUGUUGGGACAGGGAAGGUAUGAAACAUGAAACUGUCUUUUCACAGGACUGGAGUUGAGAAACAGUGCUUUAGUCUGAUCCAACUUAUUAGCUAAUUAACGAGUCUCUCCUGCAAUGUGUAAGAGCAGGUAAAACACUAAACCAUGCAGGAUGGAGCUCCUCCAGAACCGGGGUUGGGAAACACUCACACAUGCCAGUGGCAUCAUCGCCGUAGCGACUACCAGUCAACUCUGAUAUCACAGGCCUCGCCCCUGCUGGAGACUGCUAGCACAUGCACAUUUGCGCUGUACACCUAGUUUUUCUGUUUGUUUUUUUUUGUUUGCUGAACAUGCAAGUUCAGUUUGGACUUUCUUGGUUUGUGUCAGGUUUACACUGAUGUUGAGUGGUGAAGAACAAUUCACAUACAAUAGUCAACAUUUUACUUUUAUUUCUUUUGAAAGAGCCUGAUCGUUGUUUGGCGAGUGACAUAGUUUGAUGGAUGAUCUGUUAACCGUCAGUUUUUUUUGUUUGUGUUUUUUAAUCUUUAUCAUCGUCCAUAUCUAAAGCAUGUUGAACAGCCUUGACUCGGUAAACGCCCCAUGAUAAAUUGCUAAUGCUAACAGUUCAUAGCUACAGCUGGUUGGGAGAGCGCUGAUCUGGCAUCAGCAGCUUGUCUCCUGUGCUGUGACUGUGCUUGUAACUACUAUUUUUUUUGCUUGCAUUGAGUCGGUCAGAAUUUCAACCAAGGCCUGAGAGAUUUCAGUGUUACAGCAGUGUGUUGGUGUGGGGAGGGUGGGGAUUUACAAUUUUACAUGUAAUACCUGUGUGGUGGGGAAAAGCAGCUCGAUGAACUGCAGCUGAAAGAUACCACUGAGGGCCACCUAUCUGUCUCAUACAUCCCCUUCUGUCUCCUCUUUAUUGAUGUUCUCCUUUCUGCCCUACACCAUCUGUCACUCACAGUCCAAGAGAAAGAUCAGAUGUCAUUUAUUACAUGAACAUUACAUUAUAUGAACAACUUCUUCAAUUUGGAAAGAAAUCAGUUUCUCUACUGACAUCCGAGUGGUUUACCUAUGAUACAAGAAACAGAUGAUACAAAGGGUUCCAAAGCAGCUGGGGUGAGAUUUUUGUACCACCAGAAGUUACCAAAGGUUACCAAAGACAGUUUGGCCUCUAUUUUGACAUUCAGACAGAUUAUGAAAGCAAAGUGUUUUGUAUUUUUAAAUGUUUUUAGCGCUUAGUUCACUCAAGGAGAGCAGACUUAGCCGGUGAAGUUACAAUAUUACUAAAGUGUCCUUAUUCAGACGUACAUCGAAUAAAGCAAGUUUUGGCCCUCAUAUCCAAGAUCGAAAGAUGGACUCAGAGGAUGUUUGGUGAAAGUGCACUGUGGUUUAGCGCUCCGUUCAGAGUCAGCUAGUUCCAUUUCUGGGGCCCCCAGAAGAGUUCAGCUCCACAGCAGAACUGCAGAAGUGGGGCAGCUCAGCCCCAGAGGAUCGUGGGUUGAAUGACUGACACUCCUUAUGGAUACUUUUAUGGAUUUAUGUGCAAUCAUUGUAAAUUUUGUUACUUUUGGAAACAGUAUUUAAACAUAUUGUAUGUACUUGAUAUUAUGCAGCAUUUAGUUAUUCAGUUACUUCUGUUUGGCACAUAAUUGAUGACAAUGCCUGCGUCAAGGCACGGCUUUUUUUGUUUUGUUUUUUUUAUGAACCAUAAUUUUACAUGAUUUAUGUUCACAAGCUUGGAUAAGAUGCUGUCACAGUGUGUGUGUGUAUGUGUGUGUGUGUGUGCGUUUGCAUGUACAUUUGAGUAUGCAUGUUUGGCAAAGGAUUUGUCAGGGAGUGCACAUACUUCAUCUUUUUUUUUUUCUUUUUUUUUUUUUGUUGUUAUUUCCUUAAUAUAUCUUUGGGUUUGGGAGUGUUUGUGUGUGUGCAUGUGUGCGUGUGUAUAUGUGUGUGUGUGUGUGUGUGUGCGUGUGUAUAUGUGUGUGUGUGUGUAUGUGUGUGUUAUUUUAAAGAGUUGAGGCAGGAAAAAGGGACUUAGAAGGUGAGAAUGGAUCUUUGGAAUCAGCAGCAAGUCCCAGUGGAGCAGAGUCUUUCCUUUAGGUCUGCAUUCACGCAUUCACACAUCCAUUUCAACCACAUCAGUAAAGAAAAGCACCACUGCUACACCCUCAGAAGACCCUAAACCGACUGUGAAAAGCUGCCGUUUCCUUCUACACCUAGACAGUACACCGCAGCCAGUUACGAUGAUGCGUGCUUUAAAAAUCUGCGCCAGUGCAUCAGGUGCAUUACUUGUGCAGCAACAGAAUAUGCUGGUAAUGCGUUUGUUGCAUUACUGGGACAACGUUUACCUGGGGCCGGAUUCAGAAAAAUGUAUUAAGAAAGAACAUCAUCUUCAAUGCUUUUUUUCUUAAGCUAAAAGUUAAGAUAAAUCACCAUUCUUCAAAAACUCUCUUAACAGUUCCCUUAAGAAUGAUUCUGAAAACAAGUGAUCCAUUUUGCUCUCCACAGGCCCUGAUCACCGGGGCUGAAAGUUUAAUUGUUUUUAAAAGCGCCUUUUUCAGACUGCAAUUUUAAUUACAGCCUCCAAGUUUUAAGUAGGGAAUGUUUUACGUAGUAACAUGGAACUUGUGAGCUGCGUGAAUGAGUCGGAGCAGCUAAACACCCACACACUGUGUAUGCAACAACACAACUGCAGCUAACUGGUCAUCAAGCACCUUCAACAUUGAAGUCUCAAGCCGAAAAAGUGAAAAUGCUGGUUUUCUUGGCCAAACAAACAGACCUGAACCUCAAUUUAUAGAAAAGCAUUGCAAUUUAAAUUGCAGUCACAAUACUGGUCUGAAAAUCACAUUUAGAGGUUUCCCCCAAAAACAUUCAGCCCUGCUGAACAUAAUAAUCUGAAGAACUUCACAAAAUGUAAAUUGCAUCAUCGUAAACAUUCAAAUUUAACACGACACAGAAUUGCAUUUAAGAAAAUUCUUAUUAAUGUGUUAGCAUUUGAUCCUUCCUAUGUUUUUCCUUAGUGAAUGAAUCCAGCCCCAGAUUUUUAAAAUUGGCCUGAGAAACUACAGGAUACUGAGCCCUUAGAAACCACAGAGUCAACACCUAAUGCAUCAACUGCAGUGACUGCACAGCAAUGCAACAGAGUUAUUCAUACAAGAGCUUAAUAAGGUUCAUCCGUCUUCCAGAGGCUAUUGCUGUUCAUUCUGGUUUCUUUAAGCUGUGGAUCUGAGAGCAGGACAGGCCUGAUUCUUUAAUAGCCCAUUCAGGACCUUUUUAGCAACACUGUGGAGCAGUGUAAACUUCUUUGAAUGAAACUGAAACAUGAUUGUAAAGAGACGAUGCUGUUUGGAGCCAGUUGCAAGUGGUGGGAAAGUACUGAUCCAGUCUAAAGCUGUGUUAACCCAGAAGGGACAGCCAUGUGGGAAUGAGUAGAAAAGUAUUCCGAGCAGAACUUUCGACUGUUGUCUGAAUCAGGCAGGACUGCUUGCUCACUUAUAUGGAUCCGGGUGCUGCUCGAUUACAGUUGCAGUUCUACUGUGGAGAAGAGAUUGUUCAAUCCGUGUGUAUGUCUGUGCGCGUGUGUGUGUGUUUUAUGAGACUCCAGUUGCUGCUGAGCUGGUUGACGUGCUGGGGAAUGUAGUGGACUGCACUGGUGGCCGUCCUUCUGUCAGAGAGUUUUCUGUUUUAUUGAGUUUUAUAGAAUUGCAUCAGUACUGUCAGAAUGGCACGCACACCCACAGCUCCAAAUGCACCGCUUCAUCUGUCGGAUACAGCUUUUCUUAUUCACGCCUUUUUAAACAGAGGGGAGCUGGAUGUCCUUAGCAGUGAGAGAGUCUGUAAGGCCAGCUGUACAGUCCAUGCUGUAUGGUACUUAUGCUGUGUGGUAUAUGCGCUGUAUGAUCCUCCUCAUUUCAACUGUCAAAGGUUAAGAGACUUUUAACCACUUCUUACAGAAUCACCCUACACAAAAUUCCAUUUUCAUAUGCGGUAUUUUUCAUUUUUUCAGUAGUAUUGCCAACAGGGUGUUUUACUGUUGCUUACCAGUGUAUUUUAAUGGCCACUGAAUAUAUAAAAGCUCUA
Pygocentrus nattereri (red-bellied piranha) is the source of this 11442-nucleotide messenger RNA. RefSeq names its product pseudopodium-enriched atypical kinase 1 (gene peak1). Lineage: Eukaryota; Metazoa; Chordata; Actinopteri; Characiformes; Serrasalmidae. The record is from RefSeq and is a predicted model, not a curated record. Gene Ontology annotation, molecular function: ATP binding; protein kinase activity. The coding region runs from base 517 to 6102 and encodes 1861 amino acids. Gene Ontology annotation, biological process: protein phosphorylation. The transcript has 9 exons.